CAUCUCAAAAGCAAAACAUGACCUCCAAUUACUAUUUUGCCACUGUCUCUCCCACGCUACUAUCACUCUUCUUCCUCUUCAUCUUCACCACCUCCCCCUCCACAGCGGCCUUGGUGGCGCAGCAGCCCCUCCUGCUGAAAUACCACAACGGCACUCUCCUCAAAGGCAACGUCACCGUCAAUCUCAUCUGGUACGGCAAGUUCACCCCUAUCCAGCGCUCCAUAAUCGUCGAUUUCCUCCAGUCUCUCAACUCCGCUACGCCACCGAAACCCUCCGUAUUCACCUGGUGGAAGACGACGGAGAAGUACAAUAGCGGCGGCGUCGGAGCCUCAACUCUCGUCCUCGGGAAGCAGUUCCUCGACGAGGCCUAUUCCCUCGGAAAAGCCCUAAAAAAUUCACAGAUCGUUUACCUCGCCGCCAAGGGAGGCCACGCCCAGCGAACGGUCAACGUCGUGCUGACCGCGGAGGACGUCGCAGUCGAUGGAUUCUGCAGGAGCAGGUGCGGGAGCCACGGAGCCACGCGCGGAGCGGCGAGGUUCGCCUACGCGUGGGUCGGGAACUCGGCGGCGUUCUGCCCGGGGUACUGCGCGUGGCCGUUCCACCAGCCGGCGUACGGGCCGCAGUCGCCUCCGCUCGUGGCGCCGAACGGGGACGUCGGCGUGGACGGCAUGGUGAUCAACCUCGCCACGGUUCUGGCGGGGACGGUGACGAAUCCGUUCAGAAAUGGCUACUUCCAGGGGUCGGCGGCGGCGCCGCUGGAAGCGGUGAGCGCGUGCACGGGCGUGUUUGGGUCGGGAGCGUAUCCGGGGUACCCGGGGAGCGUAUUGGUGGAUAAGAGCACGGGUGCGAGCUACAACGCGCAGGGGGUGAACGGGCGGAAGUAUCUGUUGCCGGCGAUGUGGGACCCCAAGACGUCGCAGUGUACGACAAUUGUUUGAUUUCGCUAUGUUGGUGGGUGGGGAGAGUAUCCGCUACGGGCAAGUGUGCGUGUGUAAAUAUGCGGGCGCUUGUAUUUUUGUCAUAUGAAAAAUUCAGUGAUCUAAUUAGUCUAUAAUACUACUACAUAGAAAGAAAAUUAAUAGUCUUUCCGUCUCACAGAAAAUAGUACUGAAUGACUUACUUCCUUUUUUCUAAUUUAUCCUAACGAAAAUAAUCUAUUAUUAAAAAUAAAUUUCAUUUUA
Messenger RNA from Salvia splendens (bonfire salvia), 1181 nucleotides. Its product is annotated as protein EXORDIUM-like 2. The coding region runs from base 18 to 938 and encodes 306 amino acids. The transcript has a single exon. The record is from RefSeq and is a predicted model, not a curated record. NCBI's taxonomy places the organism in Eukaryota, Viridiplantae, Streptophyta, Magnoliopsida, Lamiales, Lamiaceae.